Messenger RNA from Physeter macrocephalus (sperm whale), 3352 nucleotides. Its product is annotated as L-threonine 3-dehydrogenase, mitochondrial. NCBI's taxonomy places the organism in Eukaryota, Metazoa, Chordata, Mammalia, Artiodactyla, Physeteridae. The transcript has 9 exons. Gene Ontology annotation, biological process: L-threonine catabolic process. The record is from RefSeq and is a predicted model, not a curated record. Gene Ontology annotation, molecular function: L-threonine 3-dehydrogenase activity. The coding region runs from base 91 to 1212 and encodes 373 amino acids.
CUUCUGGCCACGUGCAGCUGCAGCUCCAGCUCCGGCGCCGCAGCAGAGCAGCAUCUCUGGGCGGCUGCGUCGGAAGUGUCUGCAGAGAUCAUGCCGGUCGUUUGGAUGCUGCGGCGGGUUGCCAGCCGGAUGCUGCAGAGACCGGCCUGUGGCUGCCAGGCUCCUGUCCUGCCCGGCCGGUUUCUGGGCACCUCCCCUCAGCAGAUUCCAGCGGAUGCCCACUUCCACUCUACCUCGUUCUCUGAAGCAGACCAACCGCGCGUCUUAAUUACAGGGGGUCUUGGCCAGCUUGGAGUGGGGCUUGCUAGCUUUUUGAGGAAACGAUUUGGGAAGGACAACGUGAUUCUGUCUGACAUUCGGAAGCCCCCUGAGCACGUCUUCCUUAGUGGCCCGUUUAUUUAUUCCGACAUCCUGGAUUACAAGAAUCUGCGGGAGAUCGUGGUGAACAACCGUGUCACCUGGCUGUUUCAUUACAGCGCCCUGCUCAGUGCAGUGGGAGAAGCAAACGUGUCCCUGGCCAGAGCUGUGAACAUCACUGGACUGCACAACGUCCUGGACGUCGCCGAGGAGCACGGUCUGCGAUUGUUUGUGCCAAGCACCAUCGGGGCGUUUGGACCUACUUCUCCGCGGAACCCAACCCCCGAUCUCUGUAUCCAGAGACCCAGGACUAUCUACGGGGUGUCCAAGGUCCACGCAGAGCUCAUGGGCGAGUAUUAUUAUUACCGGUAUGGGUUAGAUUUCCGAUGCCUGAGAUAUCCUGGAAUCAUUUCUGCUGACUCCCAACCUGGAGGAGGAACGACUGACUACGCGGUCCAGAUUUUCCAUGACGCCGUCAAGAAUGGCAGAUUUGAGUGCAACCUGAAACCCAGCACGAGGCUCCCGAUGAUGUACAUUGAUGACUGCCUCCGGGCCACCCUGGAGGUCAUGGAGGCCCCGGCAGAGUCCCUGUCCAUGAGGACUUACAAUGUCAAUGCCAUGAGCUUCACCCCCGCGGAGCUGGCCCAGGAGGUUCUCAAGCACGUUCCAGAAUUCCAGAUCACCUACAACGUGGAUCCUGUCCGACAGGCCAUAGCCGAUAGUUGGCCCAUGAACUUUGAUGAUAGCAACGCCCGGAAGGACUGGGGGUGGAAGCACGAUUUUGACCUCCCGGAGCUGGUGACGACGAUGUUGAACUUCCACGGUUCCGAGAGCAGAGUUGCCCAGGCUAACUGAAGGGGCCGGAGGAGGAGCUCGUGAGUCCUGGGCGGCUGUCCAGGGAAAGUCAAAACAACCCCGAGGUUCCAGACCCCGAGGAAUCUAGAUGACGUGGAGUUGAAGCCCUAACUGGACUGAGUUUUCGCAGCUCAUAUGGAACUGCCAGACGGAGAAUUGACUUGGCUUUAGCAUUUUCUCAAUGCUGUAGGUUUGGUGGCAGGACCUCUGGAGCUUUUGCUGUCUGCCUAAACUUGUCCAAACACACAAAUCACAGAAGGAAGACUUAAGUCAUAAUAGUUUUCCAUUUCCUUAGUUAAGAUGAAGCAACCAUUUCCGAGAAGGUAGAAGUAUGUGAUGUUUGUUUUAAAUUAAACUUAAAUAUCGCCCCUAAGACUCCAUUAUUCUCUUGACUAAGACUGAAGAUUACAUUUUAAAGGCUAUCAAAGAUAAUUUCCCAAUUUAAAAGAAUUCUUUACUAUCCCAUCAGAACAUAAAAAAAUGCCUGAUGUAUUAAUCCCAUGUUCACAACGUUCACAAUGUUCACAACGAUUGAUUGAUUGUUGACUGAUUGAUUGAUUGAUUUUUGGCUGUGUUGGGUCUUCGUCGCUGCGUGUGGGCUUUCUCUAGUUGCGGCGAGCGGGGGCUACUCUUCGUUGCGGUGCACAGGCUUCUCCUUGCGGUGGCUUCUCUUGUUGCGGAGCACAGGCUCUAGGUGCACGGGCUCAGUAGUUGUGGCUCGCGGGCUCUAGAGCGCAGGCUCGGUAGUUAUGGCGCACGGGCUUAGUUGCUCCGCGGCGUGUGGGAUCUUCCCAGAUCAGGGCUCAAACCCGUGUCCCCUGCACCGGCAGGCGGAUUCUUAACCACUGCACGACCAGGGAAGUCCCUGUUCAAGAGAUUUUUAACGUGUCAAAAAUGAUCACUUCUAGGGCUUCCCUGGUGGCAUAGUGGUUGAGAGUCCGCGUGCUGAUGCAGGGGACGCCGGUUCGUGCCCCGGUCCGGGAAGAUCCCACGUGCCGCAGAGCGGCUGGGCCCGUGAGCCAUGGCCGCUGAGCCUGUGCGUCCGGAGCCUGCGCUCCACAACGGGAGAGGCCACAACAGUGAGAGCCCGCAUACCGCAAAAAAAGAAAAGAAAACAAAGCAAACAAAAAAAAAUGAUCACUUCUAAUUUAUUUGUCUGUAAGAAGAUAUACUGGUAGGAAACUAAGAAUAUCGAGAUGAUCUAGGGGACUUCCCUGGCGGUCCAGUGGUUAGGACUCCACGCUCCCAAUGCAGGGGGUGCAGGUUCAAUCCCUGGUCAGGGAACUAAGAUCCCAUAUGCUGCACAGCAUGGCCAAAAAUAAAUAAAUAAAAUUUUUAAAAAAGAAAAGAAAAAAAAGAGAUGAUCUAACUGGUAAAGGCGAGCGAAACUCUUACUUCGAUUGCCUUCCUGUUGGUGAGCUGAGGGGUGGUGACCGGGACUGUGAUCCCUUACCUGCCAUGUCAGCCUCCGGAGGAGCUUGUCUAAAUAUACAGGUUUCUGGGCUCCACCCCUUCAGGUGGACUCAAUUGAUAGAGAUGGGAAUCUCGAAGGACCACUGGUUAUUCUCCUCCAGCUUCGGCCCCCUAAUUUGGACCAAUUCCAAACGCGAGUUUCUAAAGAGAGCUUCCUUACUACAGCCUUUCUGUACACUCUUAGAUGAGCCUUCAGAAAAGCUACGCUAACCCUCUGAAGCAGUUACUGUCUAAAUAUAUAGACUUACUUUCUCCAGCUACCUCACGAUGUGCUGCCCCUGAAAUCACUGGAAAGUGAAACUCCAGUCAAUCAAUCAUGGAUCUCAUGGACACAGCUGUCAAGGAUUAAAAGGCAUUUCUACUAUCUGCUUAAUGACAGUGUUAUGCAUUUGGAACUUGUUAACUGCUCGUUAGAAGCGUGAAUUUUUUUCUUUGGAGGCGUAAUGGGAUUUGAACUUCUAGAGAAUUAUUUAAUAGUUAUGUUGAUACAGUUUCCUUCCCUACUUAGUAUAAUUAAGCUUACAUUUGUAUGUUUUAUUUGCUAAAACCAAACAGCUGGUGUUAAGGUCUUUUUUUUUAAAAACUUUAUUGAGAUAUGUUUCACAUACCAUAAAAUUCACUCAUUUAAAGAUUGCAGUUUGGUGAUUUCGCAGUAUAUUCAGAAUCG